Molecule: messenger RNA, 4559 nt
Organism: Annulohypoxylon maeteangense
Lineage: Eukaryota; Fungi; Ascomycota; Sordariomycetes; Xylariales; Hypoxylaceae
Exons: 2
Coding region: 231-4256 (1341 amino acids)
Biological process (GO): protein targeting to vacuole; vesicle-mediated transport; endosomal vesicle fusion
Cellular component (GO): late endosome; HOPS complex
Molecular function (GO): protein binding
Source: RefSeq, a predicted model, not a curated record
GUACAAAGCUCCAAGUUACAAAGCUAUCAACUCUCAACUAGCUAACGCAUAUACAGCUGUCGGUCAAGAAGUCUACGACGCCUAACCUUGGAUCUCUUCAUGACAGCUUUGAGAUUACAGUCGAUAUCAUCAAUUCUAUCAUAAUUGAUCAACGCGACUUGCAUAUCGCUUUAGCUUCUCAAAUUCUUGUUACCGCCCCUGAUGUUAGCGACUUUGGUUGAUUGCCCGUCAUGACAGAAGAGCAUCCUGGCUUAGGCAACGGUGAUACUAAAGCCCAAGUCCAAACCCCCGACGAAAUCGAGGCCAACGUAGAUCCUUCGAUACAUGAACAAGCUUCCAGUCAGACCGAAAGUAUCAAAGACGCUACAACAGAUUCAAGAGAUGGAGGCGAGGAAGGUGAUGAAGAAACCGGUGAAGAGGAGGAAGACGAUGGAGAUGAUGACGAUGACGACGACGAAGACGAAGAACCGAAGCUGAAAUAUGCCCGCUUGACGCAGCAUAUGGGCGCCGCCUAUAGGAAUGGCGAUGCCACCAGUGCAUUCCUCGUCGCAGGAGAUAAAAUGAUAGUCGGAACACAUAAUGGAAACAUCCAUGUCAUUCAGUUACCCGAUUUUCAAUCUUUGCUCGUCUACCAAGCCCAUACCGCCUCCGUCACCAACAUUUCGAUAUCUCCAUAUCCGCCGCCAUCUCUUCCACUAAGCCUCAAGCCCGAAGCUGUUAAUCGAGUAGCAUCGCAAAGUUCUAGUCGGCCGAUGUCAAAACAGUCCGAUGGUUCCCCAGCUGGUCAGCGACGGUCGCGCGAACUACCACAAGUUCCCAACCUACCCUCGAAUAACAUCUACAUCGGGACCUCUUCCAUGGAUGGCAAUGUCCGGGUUCAACCUCUUAUUGAGCUCAGAGAUGUACAGCUGAGGAAUUUUGCUCGCCCAGUCCAAGCUAUAGCUUUGUCGCCAGAUUUCAGGAAUGAUAGGACGUACUUGUCUGGUGGUACAGCUGGUAGUUUGGUUCUUACUGUUGGGGCGCCGCAAGGUCGUAGCACAUCAUCGACUACGGGAACUGCUGCGGCGGCAGCGUCGGGUUGGCUCGGCAGUAUCGGAAUAGGCGCAAAUACGGGCAAAGAUACAGUACUUCAUUCCGGAGAGGGGACCAUUAGCACGAUCAAAUGGUCCUUAUCGGGAAAAUAUGUCGCGUGGUUAAACGAGCAUGGUAUUAAGAUCAUGCGCACUAGAUUACACCUGGAUAGCGCGGAUGCAGAAGAUGCUUGGAAACGAGUAGGUCAUAUCGACAGACCACAAACGGAAGAGUGGGAAGAAAUGGCUGGUCUAUGGAAGGGUAGAGCAGAAUGGAUUGACGACCAAGCAAUUGGGAGUGAAGAGGUAGCGAAGGAAAAUGACGCUCUAGGUGCAUUAUCUCCAGCCGUGGCCAAAUUAAGUCAACAAGCGCAGAGACAUGAUAAAACAAUUGAACGACUAUUAGUUGGAUGGGGUGGAACCAUUUGGAUUAUCCAUGUCCAUCCUGGAGGUAUUGGCGUAGGGAAGAAUGCCGGUGAAAGGUCUAUCGGACGGGCCGAGAUCGUAAAGAUGUGCGUAUUCCCACCUGGACUUUCUAUGGAACAUACUAACGUUUUUAGACUGCGCAUGGAUUGCAUUAUAUCGGGCAUUUCGUUAUAUACCCAAAAUCUCCUUCUUGUUCUUGCUUAUUGUAAACCGGAUGAUGAAGAGGAUGACGAAAUUGAGAAUGCGAAAGAACAUAAACGAUCGGGAAGUGGUGAGCCAUCGGGCGGCAUCCGUCGCCGCCACAAUGCCCAAGCUCCCGAAUUAAGGUUGAUUGAUCUCACAUCCCAAGCCGAGGUCGAUAAGGACAGCCUCCCAGUAAAUCGAUUUGAACGACUCUCUUCCAAUGAUUACCAUCUAGGUAUAUUGCCGGCAAACAGAGCUGCUUCUGUUGUGGCUUCUCGAGGCGCUUUGGAGGCCUUGGCAGGGUUUGGUACGGAUAUGUGGAACGCUGCUGUUAACCCAAGAUCACUAUUCAGCUCUGGUGCUAGCAUACGAAGCAGGGAUAGUAAUGACGCUGCUUCGAGCCCUAGGGCUGGAAAUACUACAGGAAGUGUCCGAGCAGCUUCUAGGCUGGCAUCUCGGACAGUACACCCCAACCUCAUCAAGCCGGGCGCAAAAAUAUUCAUUCAUAGUCCAUAUGACUGUAUUCUCGGGACAAAACGAGAUCUCGGCGAUCAUCUCGAGUGGCUCUUAGAACAUCAAAGGUACCCAGAUGCUUGGGAAUUAUUAAAUGAGCACCCGGAGAUCAUGAAUGCGCCCUCGGGGGAUUUCUCUGGACCUCUGCCAUCUAGUUCGGGCCAGAGACCAUCAACAGCAGACGAUUUUUAUGAAGAAACGACAUCCAUGGUAGACGACCAAAUCAGAUUUAUGAACUCAUCGGCGGAAAAAGAGAAACGCCGGAUUGGUGAGCUUUGGAUUCAAGAACUUGUUGAAGAAAGGAAUUGGGUUCGCGCUGCUCAGGUUGCAGCGAAGGUGGUUAAUACUCCCCACCAAUGGGAGAAGUGGAUCUACAUAUUUGCCGGAGCUAAGAAAUUCGACGAGAUUGUGGAUUACAUGCCACCGGAACCCAUGCACCCACCAAUACCGGGGACCGUAUACGAGGUUGUUCUAGGACAUUACAUCCAAACUGACAAGCCUCGAUUCAAGGAAUUACUUGACCGCUGGGGUACGGAACUUUUCGACGCGAACGAGGUUAGUACCGCCCUUGAAAACCAGCUCAAGUUCCGGGACGUGAGAGAAGAUAGCAUCGAAGACGGCGAGAAGGGACGUGACUGGCGAAUCGUGAAAGAGAGUUUAGCUAGACUCCAUGAAGUCAGCGGGCGAUACCGGGAAGCUCUGAGAUGUUACAUAAGGCUUCAAGAUGCGGACUCCGCGAUGCGUCUGAUAAGAGACAACCAUCUUGCCGAUGCUGUUACCGAUGAUGUUACUAGCUUCAUUGCGCUUAGGGUACCGGAAGCAGAGCUUCAUCGGAUGAGUGUCGCCGAACUCGAAGAAGCUACUUCAGAAGCCAUUGCAUUACUUGUGGACGAAGCUCAGCGAGGUCUCAUCAAGCCCGAGGUCGUGGUCAGACAGCUUGAGGAGAAAGAUUUAAACCUUUAUCUUUAUUUCUACUUCCGCGGGUUAUGGCAGGAGUAUCGAGAUCAACCCGUCGACGAAAGCAUAUCUCUGGUAGACGAAUUUGCCGAUUUAGCGGUCCACAUAUUCGCAAGUUUCGAUCGAGAACUUCUUAUGGAUUUCUUGAAAGUCUCUACGUCUUACACAUUUGAAGAGGCAGUUCAGGAGUGUGAACAGGCUAAUUACAUACCCGAACUUGUCUACUUAUAUUCUAAGACAGGACGGAUGAAGCAGGCUCUAUAUCUCAUCAUCGAUCGCUUAGCCGACGUUUCACAAGCAAUUAGCUUCGCCAAGGAACAAGAUGACCCAGAUCUAUGGGAGGACCUUCUUGAAUAUAGCAUGGAUAAGCCACGCUUUAUCCGUGCUUUGCUUGAAGAAGUAGGAACAUCGAUCAACCCAAUUACCUUAGUACGUAGGAUUCCCGAGGGUCUCGAGAUACCGGGUCUUCGCGAAGGCUUGAAGCACAUCAUGAAGGAGCAUGAAAUUCAAUACAGUAUUUCUUCAGGUGUAGCCCGAGUUCUGAGGUCAGAAGUCGCAGCAGCACAAAACCAGCUGCGCAGCGGACAGCGGAAGGGUAUCAAAUUUGAGGUGAUGACCCACGCGCAGGACCAUGUCGACGUUGAGGUUAAAGACAUACCAAUCACCGCAGCAGCAGCAAAAUUAUCAUCGCCCUCUGCGACACCACGUACAGGCGCCACGGGAACUGCGACACCUACCGAAGUGUCAGAUAUCAACACCUUCACAGAUAGCCAUCUUCCAAAUAGGCCACAAUCGAAUCAGGACCAGCAAGAAAUAAAGCCCGGUCACUGCGCCAGAUGCCACGAACCAUUCACAGAAUGGGAGACGGAGACACUAGUGGGAUUUGCCUGUGGCCACGUGUUCCAUAUUACCCAUCUCCUAGAUUACCUACAUCCGGGCCAGGCUGUUCACCCCGCCGUAGUAGGGAAUGCAGACGAGGACCGUUCGAGGGGAGGACGAUUCGUGGGUAGCAAAGUUACACAUGCGCGACUGAUAAGAGAUCGCAUCGAGGGCGGCUGUCCAGUUUGCAGAAGUAAAAGGGAACUUGUUGAGGGAGGUCACGGAUAAUUGACGUCACCCAUCAACCCGGAUAUUUUACCCUAUUUCUUUCCACUUUCUUUCAUUCUAACCGAGGAAGCAUUGUUUGGAGUUGGGAGGACACAUACCUGACCUUGCUGGAUAUUUUAGAUGAGAUGUUACUCGAAGCAUUGGAUACCUCUGUACCUAUACCUAGAAGCUCGAUCGAUGUUUAUGAUUGUUCAGUCACAUAUUUAUUUUCAGAGGAUACAUACGAAUCGGAACGACAUCCGUCAUAGAAGCUACAUUUGAAGUUUUGGAUACAGCAAGAGAUACUUAUGUAAUCAUCUCCCC